AUGACUAUCCUGUACCUCCUCUUACUAUUUGGCUACGGUGGAACAGUGCCAUUAACCAAAACACGAAGUCUAUUGAAACGAGAAAUUGUCGAAAAUUCAGUGGAUGGCCACGUUCAUCAUCGGUACAAAGAUGUGACGAUACCAUCUCCCUGGUCCUCGAAAUCUCAACUUUCCGGCGAGACAUUGAAUCAAAAGAUACGCCGCAACAAAUUGUUGAUGAGUCUCCCAAUGUUUCAAAUCGAAAGCGUGCCAACUGAAAGACCGAUUUUCACCAAAAUCAAUGAUGACAAGAAGCCAAUGCUUUUCCCCGCCUCUCUAAAACGCCCAAAAUACGUCGUCACAGAUGACAACUUCGAUCGAUUAUAUCAGAAGAUGAACAGUUCGGUCGAGGUCUCGACGGCUGGGGAUCCGGAAAUUGAGCUUGAUAUUGGGAAAGCGCCCACCAGCAAGGAGCUGCGAGUGUUUAGGAAGACAGGGGUGGACAUUAGGAAAUCGCCAACCGGUCGUGGCCUUGCCGAUCCCGCCGUUCCGGACGCCGCCAAAGAAGAUUUCAGCACUGAAGACAAAUUGAGCCAUUCCCUUGAUGAUCAGUACCCGGAUGAGAACGAGGAUAUGCCAUUCUCGGUCACCGAAUCUGUGGUCAACAUGUUGGAAUUUGCCGCUGCCGAAACGACGACGAUAUCUUCGGAGCUGCCGACAACAAUUCAGGGUCUAGAUAGCAGCCCGCCAGCCCCUCCAAGCGACAAUGAGGCCGUGAUGGGCAUGGGCCGAUACGGUGAUUCCGAGCUGCCAACGACCGUGGAUAGCUUCGAAUCCACAACCGUACCUACGACCAGUCAUGAGUAUCAGUACGCAAUUAAGGGUGACGAUGCUACAGAUGCCGCCCCACCAGCCUCUGAAUACCAUCGAUUAGAGGUGCUGGGGCACAGCCCAGUUUCGCCGGCCGAUGAACCGCUAUUACAACCGCCGCCGGCCAGUCCAUACGAAGGGAUACGACGAAACCCCUACGAAUUCGAGGGCACUGCUUUAUUGGACAAGGCCUUUGAUCGUGAAGAUAACAACUUGGGAUUGACGGCCCCGAUUUAUGAAAAGGAGGCCGAGUUCACAGUGACGAGGGAUCCGAGUGGCCGGGAUCGGUAUAUCGUCAGCGGGACGAGCAUCUAUCGAGAUUCACGAGUGGAUGGGACGGUUGCUGGGAUAUAUGGCCCAAGCUACUACGAAUAUCGCCCCGAAUCAGAAUCACAUGAAUCCGACGAAUCUGGAUUUUUCGAUGGAAGUGUUGAAAAGAGAGCCCGUGGUGAAAAGAGCCUUCCCGUUGCCAUCCCAUUGAGCAAGGACUACCUGACAAUGAUCAACGACGGCCAAAUCGAUCCGUCGAAUCGGGAAAACUAUGAGAAAUCAAAUCAACUCGACGCCGAUAUCCCGACGAUCUACAUGCACCGGAAUGGGUCCAAAGUGGUAGAGGAACGGCGGGAACUCAUCAAUGGCAAGGAGGUGAGCGUAAAUUUGACGAACCCGGUUCUGCAUGGCCACGACUUGUUGCUGGACCCGGGCGCGAUAAUCCAUGCAAAUUUGAAUAUACCGAGAAUGCGCUACAAGAUGCGAGGGGCCAAAACGCAAAUUCUGCCCCCGGACGAGGGAUCCCUCAGCUUAUCAAAAGCGAAGUUCGUCGGGUUGCAGGGGUCAGAUGUGAAGAAGACGUCAAAGGAGUUGAUCUUACCGUUUUAUGCCAAGGAGUUGUUUAAU
Messenger RNA from Mesorhabditis spiculigera, 1746 nucleotides. Lineage: Eukaryota; Metazoa; Nematoda; Chromadorea; Rhabditida; Rhabditidae. The record is from the annotation of a GenBank genome assembly.